GUUGUGCUUUGUAUGUUUCCGUGGCCGUCUGUAUAAAACAAUGUACCAUUGAUGCUUUUACGGCGCCAGAUCAUCCGCUCUGCAAUACCUAAAUGGUUCAGCAGUAUAAUGUAAUGUAUGUAUUCAUUUAUUUGCAAACUUUGGUCUGAAUUAAAGUUCACUUAAAACGGGGUGUAAACACUAUUGCUACUACCAGACCAAGCCACUGAAUAGUAUAGUAGACGCAAAUAAAUGCAGACUCUGUAGUCUAAUAUGUCAAAAUUACCUGGACACUCUGGGAUUUCCCUGCUCAGUGACAAAUCUCUGGAAUUCUAUCGGGAUCCAGUGGCUUUUUACCAACGUCGCAUCGAAAAGCAUGGAAGUCGAAUCUUCGAAGCCCGGCUACUCAACAAGUCAACAUCUUUCGUAUGUUCAGUGCAAGGGAUGAAGGAGCUGCUUUGUGAGAAAUCAUCAGUUUUCCAGAAAGAUCCAUCUGAUGUCAUGCAUCACAUUUACGGGGAUAACAUUGUGACAGCCAAUGGUGAGGAGGCCUGCUUGCUGCGUCUCUCCCUCAUGCACCUCUUCACAGGAAAGUGUCUGCAGGCCUGCUCAGACUAUAUCAACAGCGUUUGUGAGCGCUGUCUGAAGGGACUAUCUGCAAGCGAGCAGCCGCAGUCCGUCUACCCCCUGUUCAAACGCCUUGGAACAGAGCUGGUGCUGGGGCUGUUCCUGAACGUGCACCCCGAGGAGACGCCCGACCACUUCCGGGAGAUCACACGGCUCUGCACCCUUCACUGGCAUGGCAUUAUAUCAGCACCAGUCAAUGUGAAGAUGCCCCUGUGGUCCUCAGGUUUCUGCACAGCACUGGAGGCCAAGGACAAGCUGAUAGACAUCAUCCAUGAGAAGCUGGACUGUGAGCAGCAGGGGUUCGUGGCCGACCUGCGGGCUCUUCCCCUUCCAGACGACAGCUGCGCUCCGCAGCACCUCCUGCUGUUCAUAUCGGCCCUGAUUCCCAAAGCGCUGUCCUCCCUGCUCACCUCCUUCACCCUGGCACUGUGCGGGCCCAGCAGGGAGGGGAUCAGGAAACGUGCAAGGGCGGAGCCUGAAUACCUCAACCACGUGCUGCUGGAAGUUCAGAGACUGUGGCCCCCUUUCAUUGGUGGACGACGAAUAGCCAAUCAGGACACCACCCUGGGCAGUUACCACGUCUCCAAGGGAUACGCAGCCAUGUAUGUGAGCCACGCCAUCCACCGUGACCCGGAAGUGUUCCACCAACCGGAGGAGUUCCUGCCCGAGAGGUGGAGCGGGAGGAAUGCUGGUCAGGAGAACCUUCUGUGCAGCUUAGGAAAUGGUCCCAGAAAUUGCAUUGGAGCCCAGCUGAACCACCUGUUUCUCAAGGUGGCGUGUGGGUUCUUGCUGCAGCACUAUGACUGGGACCUCAGCCCCACCUCACAGAACCUACAGUACAAGUGGCUGCCUGUCUCCCGGCCCAUUGUGCCCCCCAUGGUCAGCUUCAAAUCACUGGACUGCAGUACCUCACAACAAACAGAGGGGGCGUCAGCGAGACAGGACAAUGAUUGA
Megalops cyprinoides (Indo-Pacific tarpon) is the source of this 1560-nucleotide messenger RNA. RefSeq names its product putative cytochrome P450 120. The record is from RefSeq and is a predicted model, not a curated record. The transcript is spliced from 11 exons. Gene Ontology annotation, molecular function: oxidoreductase activity, acting on paired donors, with incorporation or reduction of molecular oxygen; iron ion binding; heme binding. Bases 253 to 1560 code for a protein of 435 amino acids. Gene Ontology annotation, biological process: sterol metabolic process. Lineage: Eukaryota; Metazoa; Chordata; Actinopteri; Elopiformes; Megalopidae.